Molecule: messenger RNA, 11578 nt
Organism: Labrus mixtus (cuckoo wrasse)
Lineage: Eukaryota; Metazoa; Chordata; Actinopteri; Labriformes; Labridae
Product: RIMS-binding protein 2-like
Exons: 31
Coding region: 1545-7694 (2049 amino acids)
Biological process (GO): neuromuscular synaptic transmission
Molecular function (GO): protein binding
Source: RefSeq, a predicted model, not a curated record
GAAAGCUUUGUGUUUUUAAAGGAUUAACAGUUUGUAAGAACUUAACCGGACACAAUCACAAAUCACUUAAAAACCAAUCCUCCUCUUCUCGAGUAGAUGAACAGAUCACUGCUCGUUAAGGGGAUUUAUGAAGCUGCUGUACUACUUUUCCUUUCUUAAUAAUUAGUCAGAGUAGGGCUAAAUGUCAAGUUAAUUAGUUAACCAGAAUUAAGUGGUGAUGUAGUUUAUCUUUUGUAGCAGCAGACUACAGCUUUACCUUUUGUAAAUGUCCCUUUUCUAAGGAUACAUUACUAAAACAUUCAUCAACUUGUCAGACAUCUGCAAUAAAACAUUCAAAUGAGUCUGGACUGGACACACUUGUUCCCCUGCCUGCUCCUGCAGCCUCCGCUGUGUUGCAGUGUGCACUGCCUCUUGAACGAUCAAUAGGCAGGCAACAUCAUUCCAGCGUCAUCUCCAUGGAAACGAGCCCUAGUCGCGGUAAUGAUUGGGCCCCGUCUCAAAGCCUGCCUUUUUGUGAUAGGAUGAGGGGAAGCAGUCCUCCCUACCCCCUCCUCCCAGCGACACUCACCGUCUUACACACACACACAUUUUUCCCUUCGUCCUCUUUCUUCACCUUUAUGACGCUGUAACUCAGAUGGGAUUAAGCAGACUGUCGAGUCCUAUUGAAUCUGGAUAAAAUGCUUUUUGACACAGCAGCAUCAACAGACCUACGGCUGAAAAGUCAACAUGCCACCCACAUCUGAGCCUCACUGAGAGAACGGGGACUGGACUGGAGACCUGUUAGUGCGAUCGCUGUCUUGUUUUUCUCCCCAUCGCACGUCUCUUCUUGUUUGCUAUUUCAGUUGGGCCUGCAUGCGCCUGUUUAGUGAUUCGUCGGGUAAGAAGUCGACUGACUCCCGUUUCAGGAAAUGUUUUUGUGACAAACAUCGGACGACAGGGCAUGAAGGCAUGAAGAAACUGGCCAUGUCCAGUGUGGUGAGCAGGACUCUAAAUCUAAAACACAAACCACAGGAUGUUCAAGAAUGCUACCAGGACGAUCACAUUCACUAAAUUGCCUCCAUAAGCGAAAGCCGAGGAUCUUUAAUCUCCUUUUUGGAAGUGGUUGUCCUCAUUUUAGAAACUGCCGCAGAGGGAGGAAAGAGGUACUUUAUGACUGCUGGUUUAUAUCUAACUGGUUUCUCUUAUAUAUGGCAAACAGCAUCUAGCUGUGACACCUUCAGUUGCUCUGUUUUUGUUUGCCUAAACCCCACUUUAUGGGGAUUUGCACAUAUUAGGCUUGACGCUGGAUUUUUGACAAUCAUGGCUGAAACAGUUCUUCACCGGGUUUCAGAUACCUCUCCCCAACUGUGAAAAAACCCUCCUUCUCAUGAACUGAUGGAAAGAGAAAGGACAAUGACUUAAUCUUCAUUUUGCCACAACCUGCCACAGCUGAUCCCUGUUACUCUCCUUUAACAAAUGAAAAGUCUGUGAUGGCUCUGUCUCAGUUGGAUACAUCAGUUGGUCAUAUUGAUCCCAUCCAUGCUGUGUGACUUUGACCUAAAGUGAUGUAUGACCUGUGCACUCGGCCCAAGCAGCCCGAGCCUGCACUGGCACCCGCAGAGAUGGAGGGCCAUGAUGUGGCCGACGCUCAGCAGGAGUUUAGGAAGUCAGAAGAGCAAGAUAACAAGCAAAAUGGGCUCCCAGACAAGGCGGCCCCAACCACGGCCAAUAUGACUUCUACAUCACUGUUGGGAAAAAGGCACCACUCCCUUUAUGCAAAUCUCAAUGGUUUUGAGGCAGAAGGUAUACGCAAGAAUGGCACUGACUACGGGUUCCUGGUGCGUCAGAACUCUGAGCUCCUGCGAGCCCUGGAUGAUUUGGAGAAGACUUGUUCCACACUGAGGGAGGAGAAUGGCCUGCUGAGGAAGAGCAGCGCCCCAGAGACCGAGGAGAAGGUCAGACGGCUGCGGAGAAAGAACACAGAGCUGGCUGUUCUCGCUAAGAGGCUGGAAGACAGGGCGAGAAAACUGCAGGAGGCCAACCUCAGAGUGGUCAAUUCCCCGUCACUGAUGAGGCCCGGGUCGGUGGAGCAGUACAAGAGGGCGUUUGCCCGGCAGAGAGCUCGUGACCUUGCCCAGCACGCCGAUGUACUGCUGUCAAAAGACAAAGAGAUCGCUGCCCUACAGCAAGAAAACAGAGAGCUGGAGGCAGGGCUCGGCACCACAAAGGGCUCCCCUGUUUCAGCUUGCAGGGAGGAAUUCGAGAGGCUUCUGAGGGAAUCUCAGAGGGAGGUGCUACGGCUCCAGAGACAACUGUCCGUCACCUCAACCACACAGCAGAACAACCAAAGUCCUCCUGACCCCGGUGGACCAGAGAGGAGUGAUGACAUUCAGAAGGAAGAGUUGGAGGGGGAAGAGAAGAAAGAAGUUGAAGCACAGGUUGCAGGAGAGACCCCGUGUGUGGUGUUAGAUGAAGCUCCAUCCAGGUGUGAGAGGACUCCCGGCGAGGAGGAGGAGUCGGGGCUGCAAGUGACGCCCCAACCGGGCCUCAGCCCGACCCCCUCCCAUCAGGAGGACCACACAGAGGAGCAGCACCUACAGUUUCUGGAAAGUGAGCUGAGUAAGAAGAGAAAAGAAUGUGAAAACCUUGAGCAUGAAGUAAAGAAGCGUCAGAAGAGAUGUCUGGAUUUGGAGAGCCAGCUUGAGGAUGAGCGAAGCAAAAAUGAGCAACUGAAGGAGGAGGCAGAUCUCCUCAGGAGGAAGGCACUGCUGCUCGACCAGACUCGGGCUGAGAAUGAGGAGCUGAGGGAAGAUCUCUCUGAAGUGACCGCUCAACACAAUUCAGUUCUCGAGGAGAACCAGAGACUCCGUGCCAAACUGGAGAACCUAGAGCAGGUCCUAAAGCAUAUGCGUGAGGUCGCUGAGCGAAGGCAGCAGUUGGAAUUGGAACAUGAGCAGGCACUGGCUAUCCUUAAGUUCAAACAGGAUGAGAUCAAACGCUUACAGCGGGCUCAGUUAUUUGCCAAGCGGGAGCAUGAGGGAGUGGUUCAGAUGCUUGAGGAGGUGACUGAGCUUGUGUUGCGGAGGGAGCUGUCAAAGGUGCGUGAGCUGGAGGAGAAAUGCCGCAGUCAGAGCGAACAGUUUGGCCUGCUGUCCCAAGAGCUGGAGAAGUUUCGACUGCAGGCAUCGAAGGUGGACCUGGCCAGCUGUAGCAUCCUCAACAACCCCAGCAUCUCUAUUCUGACCAAUGGGGUGGGCCUGACUACAGAACGAGAUGUGGCAGCUGCACUGCGGAUGGGGGCCACCCCCCAUGCUGCAGGGCUGUCCAGGGUGGAGCGCUCGCCCGUCACCAAGCACAGAGAGCUGCCCACCAUCAGCGUUAGCAAGUCAGGCUCCACCUCCAGCAAGUCAGAGACCACACACCUCACCCCCAAGUCUGACACCCAUCUCAGCCCACACAAAUCAAGCCCAACGCACGAGGUGGACACUGCCAGUGAAGUGGAGGAGCUGGACAUCGACAUGGCGCCAGCACCUUACACAGCCAGCAGAGGAGCGGCAAAGCUUCAGGUUUUCAUCGCAAGAUACAGCUAUAAUCCAUAUGAUGGUCCCAAUGACAACCCUGAAGUGGAGCUUCCUCUCACUGCUGGAGAAUACAUCUACGUGUACGGAGACAUGGACGAUGAUGGCUUCUAUGAAGGUGAGCUCAUGGACGGUCGGAGAGGGCUGGUCCCCUCUAACUUUGUGGAACGUGUGUCGGACGACGAUGUGAUGAGCGGCGCCCACCACACAGAGACAGGAGACGCUACUCACAACUCCCUGCUAGACAGCAGCCUGCACAGUGCCAGCCACCAGCAUCACCUCCACCUGGGCGUCAGCGCCUCAGGAAGAACAGAGGCCCAUACUCCCUCUGGCCCUGCCUCAGCCCCCUCAGACUCAGCAUCGGCCUUGGCUGUCCCAGCCCCCCUCACUAACGGCCUGGACUUGGAUUUGGAGGAGGUGGGAGUGGACGUUGUGCCUUACCCACGAAAACUCACCCUCAUAAAGCAGCUUGCCAAGAGCAUCAUCAUUGGCUGGGACCCUCCGCUGGUGCCGGCUGGGUGGGGCAAUGUGUGGAGCUAUAAUGUGUAUGUGGACCAGGAGUUGAGGCUCAAUGUGCCCUUCGGUUCCCAGACCAAAGCAGUGCUUGAGCGGCUGGACAUAAACCUCAAGGCCUACCGUGUGUCAGUGCAGAGCCUGACGGAGAAGGGCCUCUCAGACCAGCUGCGCUGCAGCAUGCUGGUGGGUCGGGACGUUUGUGUGGCGCCCACGCAGUUGCGUGUGGAAAGGAUAACUGCCACCUCUGCCAACCUGACCUGGCUGCCCAGUAACAGUAACUAUGUGCACAUUGUGUCCUUGAAUGAGGAGGAGUGUGAGCUGGUGAAGGCUGGCUGCUACUCGCUGUGCCUCAAUAACCUCUUGCCGAGCCUGCAGUACACAGUCAAAGUGGAGGCGCGGCCGCACCGCACGCCAUGGGAGCUACCUGUGGAGCGACGUGAACACAGAAGCGCUACAAUCACCUUCAAUACGCUGAUGGCAGGCCCCCCUGAUGCUCCUCUGGACUUGCAGCUGGAGCAGGGACCCUCCCCUGGGAUUGCCCUCGUCAGCUGGCUGCCGGUCACUAUAGAUGCUGCUGGGACCUCCAAUGGAGUGCGUGUAACUGGAUACACUAUUUAUGCUGACAGGAAAAAGGUGCUGGAGGUGUCUUCCCCAACAGCCGGCAGUGCCCUGCUGGGCCCCUCUCAGAUCCAGUCUCUGCAGGCAGCUCAGGAUCUCACUGUCCGCACAAUGUCUGCCCAUGGGGAGUCCUGUGACUCUAUGCCUGUCAAUGUGCCCUCUAAGCUGGCUGCCAUCAUGUCAGGUCCAGCCGUCAUCACCCCAGUCGUGCCACCCCUACCCUGCACCCCUGCAGGCUGUAGCAACCUGCCCCCUCCGCCGUCCUACGGGAACUCUGCUGCCAAAGUCUCUGUGCUGCCCAGCUCUAUGCCAUCAGACUCUCAUUACUCAGGCCUCGUCAUAGAGGCUGAUGCCAACCCUCCUAAUGCUCUCCACUCAGAAGAUCGUCUCUUAUACACCUCAUAUGUGAGGGCCUGGGCCAACCCGUCUUCUGCUGCUGCCUUGGCUACGUGUGAGGCCUCAUUACCAAUGGCCUCCACCAUUACUCCCAUGGUUCAUGUGACCUCCCCCAUCACCUCAGCGCCUCCACCAUGUCCAGUAGCAGCACCUACUGCUCCUGCACCAUCGGCAGUAACAGAAGCAGCAGUAGCGUUGCAGCAGCGCAGAGACACUGACAGCCCUGGAACAAUACGCCCUUUCCCAUCCAUCACACAGUUCAUCGAGGACCCCAGUGCCAAGCUCGAGAUCCCUGAGCGCAUCCCCACUCCGCCCAAAGCCCCCAUCACAGACCUCCUUAACCCUCAGGACACUAACCUCCACCGACGCCCUGUUUCACCGCUGGAGUCCGAGGCAGAGGAGGAGCGAGAGAAUACCCGUCUGGUGUCCAUGGAAGAGUUCUUACGACAGGACCAGGAGCCAGAGUUCUACAGCAGGCAGCAGGAUUACAGCAGAGGGCUCGUGGAGCCUCCCAGUGACUACAACGCAGACAACAGCCGCUCUGAUCUGUCGGACAUCUUGGAGGAGGAGGAGGAGGACCUGUUCUCCGACCACCUUGGAGAAGUACAGGCCAGGGGUUACACUUGUGCAGCUAGAAGGUCACGUAAAGUGGACACUCCCGACAGUGAUGAGGAGGUUCUUGAGAGGAUCCUUAAGUUGCCUCCUCAGGUGAUCCACAACAAGCAUCUGUUCAGCAUCCCCGAGGUGAUCGAGGAGGACGAUGGCAGUCAAGAAGAGCCUUUAAGCCACUACAGUCAGCCUCGGACACGGCCCGGCUACCUUCACCAUGCCCCCCAGCAACACCUGUAUCACCCUAACCCACACUCACAUGUCCCCCCUACCCAUCAUCACUUUAACAGGGACCCCAGGUCUCUAGCCAAAGAGCCUUCACUAAGACAGGGACCCCUGCAGGUAAAGCCUAAAACACAGCAUAGAGUGCACUAUGCAGACACAGUCGACACCAUCAGCUAUCCUGGACAAGAAGAUGAGAAUUUAUACGAGGGUCAAACCAGCAGUAGGGUCUCAACCCGCCGUCCUCCCCAGUUGAACCCCACCAGCAAAGCACUGCUCAGAGGGCUAGGGGACCGCCUUAGGAGGGAGGCCAUGCUCAGGAGUCAGAAGGCUGUGGCUGUAGCAGCCAACCCUGGCUAUGGUCCUACCCAGCCAAGACCCUACCCGGUCAGCAAAACCGUACGCACUGUGAGGUCACCUGUUGGUCGCGAGGUGGAGAUUGACGUGGAGUACGGCACAGACGACAAUGAGGGGCCUUCACAGUACCCUCCUGGGGAGGUGGUGGUGGAGCAGAUGAGUGCUGAGUGGUGGGUAGAGGGGGCUAAUGUGGAGCACUGCAGACUUCCUCUCCGCCGAGGCCUGAAGGCAGAUCUCCCGGAGCCCAGCCAAAUGCCUCCAGCUGAGGCGGGUCCAUCGUGGGGAGUCCAGGCUGAACCAGGGUGCCCGCAGUCCAGGCAACCCAGAGGUGGUGUUGAUUCAACAAAGACAAAAGCGGACAGCGACAUACGGAUCUUUGUAGCCCUCUUCCCUUACAAUCCUUCGACCAUGUCUCCCAAUCCCGAUGCUGCUGAGGAGGAGCUGCCCUUCACCGAAGGACAGAUCAUCAAAGUUUUUGGAGAUAAAGACCCAGACGGGUUCUACCGAGGAGAGUCUGGUGGUCGCCUGGGCUUUGUGCCGUGUAACAUGGUGUCUGAGAUCCAGGUGGAGGACGAGGAGACGCGGCAGCAGCUACUGCAGCAGGGCUUCUUGUCCACCGCUGCCUCCAUGGACAAGAUAGGCACUCGCACACACGCACAGCUUCCGCGUCGCCCUGUUCCACCGCCGAAACCGAGACGAUCCAAGAAAGUGGAGUCUGCAGCGCUAUGGGAGGAGAGUUUAGACUCGGACAGCCAAGAUCCCAGUCAGGCUCCUACCCCUGCUGCACCUGCAGCUGCAGGAAACCCCACCCCAGGGGCUCGCAGGAUGGUCGCCAUCUUUGAUUAUGAUCCACGGGAGAGCUCCCCCAACACUGACGUCGAGGCCGAGCUGACCUUCAGUGCUGGUGACAUCAUACAUGUGUUCGGUGACAUGGACGAAGAUGGUUUCUUUUACGGAGACUUGAAUGGACAAAGAGGUUUAGUCCCCUCUAACUUCCUGCAGGCCGUCCCAGAAGACGCUCCAGCAGAGCUCGUCUCUGCUCAGCCUGCACCGGAACCCAAGAAAGAGGCACAGGAGACCUGCACGUCGUCUUCAGAGCCACCAGAUCCUGGGCCCCCUCUGAAAGAGGAGGCUCCGCCCCCCCAAACAGAUCCCUCUUUUCCUGAAACAACUGCACGCACAGACCUACCUUCUGAACCGACGACCCUGACCGACAGCCCCACGUCGGACCUGGGCCCAGCUCCAGGUCCGGCUCUUCCAGGUCCGGCUGCAGCGGAGGCCUGCUGCCCCCCAUCAGCCCCCCUCCCAGCAGACAGCCUGACACAGACAGACUGCUCUGCCCAAGGCAAGAAGAAGAAAAGCUUUUUCUCCAAAGGCAAGAAGCUGUUUAAAAAACUGGGAUCCAGCAAGAAAGAAUGAGGCUCAAAGUACUCGCAUCACACUGAAAGCACUUUUUCUGUCACUCUCACGCGGUAGUCUGUGCGGUUAGCAGCUAUCACAUCUAAUUACUGAUGCUUUAGAAAUAGUACUUUUGCCUUAGAGCACCUGCUAGACCAGCUGAUGCAUUUAGAGUAUGUUCAAACGUUGAGAUGCAGCUUACUGCACCACAAGAGCAUGUGUGAAAGCAUGUUUAGGUGUGCAAACAUAUUCUCUGAAUACUUCCUAAUUAUCUAAGCAUUUACAAACUCUCUGCUCAGUGUCGGCUUUAAUGCUGAAUAUGAAACAUUAAUGAACUGGAUCAGGGUUAUUUGGAGCUCUCUGUUAGAGAAGGAGAUAGAACAGCAGAGCAGACGAGGCUAAUACGACAUUAGCUUUAACGUUCACGUACUGGUGCCACUUUAUUCAUUCGAGCAUCUCUUCCUCUGUGGGACUUAAACAAAUGCACUAACCAUCCUGAUUGGAUGUUUUUUUUAGAUAUCUGUCCGCUUGUCCCUCACAUGUUUUCUCCUCUUCAGAAGUAUUUAUACGUGACUUUGUACAGUUAUUUAUGUGUGUUAGACUCCUGCCUGACCAUGGCCACGAUGCAUGAAGUGACAUCAUGGCAGGUUAGUCAUCAUCAUCUUCAUCAUCAUCAUCCUCUUUGAUGUGUGCUCGUUAGAUCUGAUCUAAGUUUGUAGUUGGAGGUUCACAGUGGACUCUGAAUGUGAAGGUGUGACCUUCUCUGAUGUGUGUGUGUGUGUGUGUGUGUGUGUGUGUGUGUGUGUGUGUGUGUGUGUGUGUGUGUGUGUGUGUGUGUGUGUGUGUGUGUGUGUGUGUGCGUGUGCGUGUGCGUGCGUGCGUGUAGAUGAAGCCGCCCGGUCCACUGGUGAACAGAGGCAUUAAGAGGAACUCUUCAUGUUUGUGACAACACUCACAGCCAGAUUCAAUACAAAGUAUUUUCUGAGUGUGUGGGAUAGAUAGAGGGAUGCUGUGUACUCUGCAGGCUAAUCUGCAAGCUAAUGAGGCUGCAACUGUUGACUUCCUUGAAAAUCUUUUAUAAUUCUUUCAAUCACUCAUUUGGUCCAUGAAACAACAAAAAGCUGCAGACGCUGAUCAUCACAGUAUGUAAAAGUUAUCUCUGUAUCGUCAGAGCAUCAAUGGAUUUAAUUUACGCUGACGUAAGACUUGUAAGCAACAUGACAGACGUUAAUAAUGUCACUGCUAUUAUUAUUCCUUUAUGUUUCUAUUUGAAGUAUAAUACUGUCGGAUUUGGACGUAAAGCUCCUAAAAAGACUUUGGGCUAUAACUUUGAUUUAUCUAGCAGCAGCUCCUGUGUGCACUGUACCAUGAUUGUAAGGCCACUUCUGCAGCUCUUAUUUCCUGGAUUUCAUGUUUGUAUGUGUUUGACCUCUGAGAUUAUGACGAGCUCUGGAUUAGGCAGCCUGAUGCUAAACGUGCAACUUGAUGCUAAACGUGCAACUUGAUGCUAAACGUGCAAUUUGAUGAUAACCGUGCAACUUGAUGCUAAACGUGCAAUUUGAUGAUAACCGUGCAACUUGAUGCUAAACGUGCAAUUUGAUGCUAAUCAUGCAGCGUGAUGCUAAACGUGCAGCGUGAUGCUAAACGUGCAGCGUGAUGCUAAACGUGCAGCGGAUGCUAAACAUGCAGCUUGAUGAUAAAGAUAUAGCGUGAUGCUAAUCAUGCAGCAUGAUGCUAAACAUAUAGCUUGAUGCUAAACGUGCAGCGUGAUGCUGAUCGUGCAGCGCUUCAGUGAUGUAUGGUCGUAGCAUGUUGGAUGUUUAUUUAACACGUUUAAAUAAGAGGAGCAUCGCUCAGUAGAAUUGAAGCAUUUUUAUCACCACUCACUAUAAUAGACUGCAAUAACUUCUUCAUGUCACUUUGUCUUUUGCCUCCAUGUAAAAGAUUUGACUUGUAGUGUGUGAAACACCGUACGAUUGCAGAACAGUGCGUCUGCUCACACUGUACGACUGAAUCGUUUACGACACAUGACAAUUUAUGAGCUCACACUGUACGACCUGAUUGUCGGGUAUGACCUGAGAGAACGAGUUAAAACAGGACGGAGUAUUCACAGCUGUGAAUGAAAACUCCCACAGGCUCGCUCUCUCUCACACUAACCGCCGAUAAACACGAGCUAACUAUCAGCUAACUCAAAACAAAUGUUCUGUCUGCGACGUUUCUCUCGAUAUGAGAGGGAGGACAGAUUAAAUAGGCAUACCUGCUGUUGUCAUGGUGACGUCUGUCAGUAUGUGCAGGUAAAAUCGGGACAAAAAAAAGUACAGAAGUCGGGGAAUCGUCUAAUGGGUCUGCUCUCAGAGUGUGUGCAGUAGUAGUGCACUUGAAGACAAGACGGAAAUGAAUAGGUCGUGUCUAAAUGGGUCUGAAAUCGUACAGUGUGCGCCGGCUUUAGGCGAGCUAAUCACUGAUCGGCCAUGUUCAUGAGCCCAUGAAGAGUACUGGUGAAACUUUUUAUUUAUUCACGUGUCCACAUGUUUACAUUAUUAAACUGUAGACUGUUCAUAAAGCUAAUUCAGAGUAGCGUUAGCUAAAGCCCAUUGAGAGAGCUGUCCUGUAUCUACAGUCAGCUCUUCAGUUUAGGCGUGAGUGUGUGGACCCGACCUUCCUGCUCAGAGACGCCAUGCAGUGAUUUUCACUUCAGCAGUGUGAUACGGGGCUGUUCAGGUAACUUCUCAGGUUCUUACUUGUAGUUUCUUAUGAACGCUGGGCCACCUGUGACUCUGCUGUAAAAAAAAUAAAUAAAUAAAAUGAAAUAAAAAAAGCAGAAUAUGCCAAAAUCUUAGGUGCUGACCUGUUAGCAUAGCAACGAGAAACCAAGCGUCCAGCAGCAGCAGCAGCGUGGAGGACGAGCCCGGGCUGAGGCCGGUCCUAAACAUCAUACCCAUCACUCAGUCUGCUUCAGUUUGGACGCAGUCUGAUUGUUUCCUUUAAUGUCGUGAUUGUUUUGUCCGUCAGUGCUAAUGAAGCGAGCACGACGAUGCCAAGGAUGAGAGAUGGACGUGAGGGCGGGUCGGCAGAGACACUUUACACGUGAGCGAGCCGGGACAGAGCAACACUAAGGCUGUACUGUAAAUCUAAUUUAUUUCUAUAUUCUUCUUUGUGUUUUGUAUAGGGGGAGUGAAUGCUCAAAAGUUGCCGAAAUGUACAGAAAAUAUUUGUACUCUCAUUGUAUUUGACGGCCUUUAAUGCACAAAGUAUUCCUCGACCUGCUGUGUAGUGAGUAGGCGGCGGCGGCUCGGCUGUGGACUGACUUCAUGUAGCUCGUGGUUUUAGCUCAGCGCGUCAUAUUUAGCCUUACAAGAAGACCUUGUUUAGUCUUAAUAUGUUGUUUACAGGAUGUUUAUUGACUGCAUGCAUACCAAUGUGAUCCAUGUUCGGCCUUAUUUAUGUUUCUGUCAUGUGGGCGUUGAUGGACGCUGCUCCGUCUGCCGUGUUGGAUCUGCAGACGCUCCGUGCAGUGGGAGGAGGAGGAGGAGGAGGAGGAGGAGACGUGUGUAAAUAAUGAACAGUGUUGUGUUAUAUUUUCAUACAGAGCGGGAAAAACCUCUUUGAUUUGGUUGCUUUUUUUUUUUUUUUUGUCUUUCCUGCACUCAUCGUUUGAAAACCAGUGUACAAUGUCCCUUUUUUAUAUAUUCACAUUUUUAUCACCCUUUUGGAAGCUCAUGUGUAAAUAUUUUGUUAAUGAUGUUUUUCAGUUUCUUGAUUGUUUUGCAUGUGCAGACUUUGUGGGCGGAGCUUCAGUGACUAAAGAUGUAGAACACAGGUGACUCGUGGAACUUGAACUUGUGAUGGUUUCCUUUCAUGAUGGAUCUUUUUACAGGAAUAAAGAACGUCUAUUUUCACAGAAA